Cadophora gregata is the source of this 696-nucleotide messenger RNA. RefSeq lists its product as uncharacterized. NCBI's taxonomy places the organism in Eukaryota, Fungi, Ascomycota, Leotiomycetes, Helotiales, Ploettnerulaceae. The coding region runs from base 1 to 696 and encodes 231 amino acids. The record is from RefSeq and is a predicted model, not a curated record. The transcript is spliced from 3 exons.
AUGUCGCAAACAAUCAAGAAUGUCAUGGCUGGAGGCCUCUUUGGCACUGAGCUCUUCGCCGUUCUCCAAAAGUCCAACGCAUUCAACCUGACCGUCCUGACACGUGAGAGCUCGAAAUCCACCUUUCCAUCGAACGUGAAGGUCUACAAGAUAGAAGACGACUACCCAGUCACCCGGCUUGUCGACGCAUUCAAGGGCCAAGACGCUCUCAUAUAUGCCCUUCCUGGACGCCCAUACACAGUGCACCUUCGAAUGAUCGACGCUGCCAUUCAAGCUGGGGUGAGUCGUUUCAUUCCUUCCGAGUAUGGCAACAACACAUGCGUUGCAGCCGCUGAUCUUGUUCCGCUGUACGCCGACAAAGUCAAGGUCAUCGCAUACUUGAAGGCGAAGGAGAGCACCGGUUUGACUUGGACGGCCAUCCACGCAGUCCUCGGCGAACUGGAGGAAGCGACUGGUAGCAAGUGGGAGGUCCGCCGAAUGACUGAAGAGGCUGCGCUCGAGAAAGCUAGGAAACUCGACAACAAGGAUCACUCUGAUGGACUGAAGCUCCUUAUUUUGAUGCUACUCUAUGCCGAUAGCACAGAUAGAGGAGCGAACUUCAAGAAGGAUGGGCUGCUAGCCAAUGAGCUGCUUGGGCUACCAGUGGAGAACUUGAGCGAUGUGAUCGCGAGAGUUGUCAAGCAGAAAGCCACUUGA